Molecule: messenger RNA, 321 nt
Organism: Melampsora larici-populina 98AG31
Lineage: Eukaryota; Fungi; Basidiomycota; Pucciniomycetes; Pucciniales; Melampsoraceae
Exons: 2
Coding region: 1-321 (106 amino acids)
Source: RefSeq, a predicted model, not a curated record
AUGACUCAUGGAGAUAUUAUGGCAAACAGUUUCAUAUUCUGUGCCGAACACGGUCAAGAGGUCUGCCAUCGUUGUUGUGUCGAUCACAGAUUAUGUGAUACCGUCUCGAUCGAGAAAGAACUAGCGGCGCUUUUGGAAGCUACGGGUGAUGAACCAGAUAUUGAUGCAGAUGAUAGACCAUCGUUUAAUCUUUUCGCAUACACUCUUUUUCCUUUGGGUGACCCUUGGGAUCCAGAUGAUGAUAUUCCUUGUUGUGAACAUACUGAAGCUGAUUGUAAGAUCUGCUUCGACUGGGUCAAGAUUGUGGGAAAUGACAUUUAG